CGAAGUGUGGCGACGGGUCGGAUGGGCUCCACAUCUGCUCCGCACAGAAGCUACAUUUUCGGCGAAAUCACCUCCGCAUCCAGAUUCUACGUAAUCAUCGUGUGCCUGAAGUCAGCCCGAGCACAUCAACACCAAACUUGAGGGUAUGGCGAACGCGCUGCUCAAUGCCGACGCCGACAAAGCCCACCAAUCGUCUACCGGGGCCCCGGAGGACGAGGACAUGGAAAUUCGCGAAUCCCAAGGACUUCUUCCGGCCGCUGAGGAGAGCAAAGAAGACAAUGAGCCUUGGAUCAAUGUUACCAGUCGUGCCCGUCGCCGUCGGCUGCAGACACUCUCGACCACGCCCCAACUUUCCCGAACGCCACCGAAGCCCGUUCUCCGCCACAGCCGACCGGCGAUGCGCAAGCCCCGACAACCCCCCCUUCCUGCCGAUGAUUACAAGUUGUCGGUUCGUCCACGGAACGGCCUGCAGCUCAACAAGGUGAGCCCAGGGAAGUUGGUGGACGCCAUCACAAACGCCGCAAAGCUGCAAAUCGGCUCCACCGGAUUCAAAGUACGCAUCGACGAAGACCAAAACAUCCUUGUUCUGAGCACUGCCUCAGAAGCUACGGCCUCGGCACUAAGCAAGAUGCAAAAAAUUACAAUUGAUGCAACAACAUAUGAUAUUGCAUCAUACGGAAUUUCCCCCGAUAACUCUUGCAAAGGGGUAAUACACAACAUCGAUCACGACACCACGCCCGAAAUGUUACUUAAACGGAUUGAAUCUCCCGGAUACGAGGCGCUAACAUGUAGAAGACUGGGAAACACAGCCACCAUGGUGAUCAUAUUCUUGGGAAAAACAGUGCCAUAUUACAUCGAAUUUUCCGGCCUUCUUCUGCGGUGCUACCUCUACAAGAGAACCGUGCCACAUUGCCGAACCUGCAACGAGACAGGCCACAGAGAGGACGUCUGCCCGCGGCCCCCCGCCACACCCAAGUGCAGAGAGUGCGGCACUUCGCUAGCAACGGAGCAGCACGAGUGCCACCCUCGGUGCUCUCUGUGCGGCGGGGAUCACCCGACAGCAGCGAAAGCCUGCCCCAACAGGUUCCUGCCGCCCGUCAACCGCCGGAAACCGCAGCAGACCCCGAGAGCAGGCUCCUCGUCUCCGAGGCCGCGUGGCGAGCACUCAGCAUCCCGCAAGUCGCGGUCCCCGAAACGACGCGGAGCUGUCCAGGGGAGGAGCAGUUCCAGGCCGCGUUCCGGUUCCAGGCGUAGGAGCUCAUCGCGACGACGGACGCCAUCCCAUGGCAGGACCUCGAGCCGUGGUCGUUCCGCAAGCGGCAGGAGGGGAAGCAAGGGAGCAGCGCAGGUCACGCAGCAGGUGAGCUGGGCACAGGUUGUUUCUCCCAAAGCUCGUCCCCCCCCUGUUGACACAGAGCUGGCACAGGCACAUGCCCAGAUUAGGCGUCUCACUGAAGAAAACGCAAAACUCAAAUCAGAAAUCACUAGCGUACACGCAGAAUUCGUAGCACUUAAAGAUGAAUUACUUGGAAGAAAUAGCACUACCCAUACACAAAACACUUCAACCCCACCCCCGGAGAAGCGGAAACGGGAAGAACAGCCAGCUCACAAAGUCGCUUCAAACCCGACACCGCAACGAGCAACCGCGCAGCCCACUGCACCGCAGGGAGUCAUACCCGUCCAAUAUGCCACUCUCCAGAAGGUAGAAGAGGUAGUAGCAAAAGCUAUUCAGAGCCUUCAGACAUCCCUACAAGCUACCAUGCAGCAACAACUCACAGCUAUACAACAGUCAGCGGCACAACAACAACAAUACGCAACUCAACAACAACACUCUAAGACUCAGUUGGCGGAACGCAUCAUGAGGCUAGAGGAACGCAUACUAGCACUGGAAGCUCGUCAGAGCCGGCGCCCCAAGAAAACAGCUCAUCAGACCCUACCAGAAUUGCCAGAUUCUCUGGGCUCCCCUGAACCCCAUCUUGUGCACGCAUCACCACCCCUUGAUAACCAAGAUGGCUCCGCCUCAACAUAUAUGCAGUAAGCGCGGGGGCUCCUCAGGCGAAACCACGGUGUGGCAGUGGAAUUGCCGGGGCUACAAGAACAAGUAUGGAUCACUGAUACAAUAUAUCGCUACAUCAACAAGACCACCCGAAAUCAUCGCACUGCAAGAAACGAACACACACGUCCGCCUACCCGGAUACGUCACUUAUGGCACCGAUACAGGCAGCAGCCUUCACACCCUGGUCAGUAAGAAGCUAGUGGCCGUUCAACACCAUCUCCAGCAAUCCGACCCGCUUGCCAUUCUGCUCGAAAUUAUCCCACAGGCAACAAAGAAGAAGACUCCCAUGUUUGUUCUAAACGUCUACUGUCGGCCGAAAAGCGCGCCAUCGGUCCUCAAACUGGUUUUGGAGCAAGCCACGCACGCAGCACGCAACCAUCCGCUUCUAAUUGUGGGCGACUUCAAUGCAGCCCACCCCCUCUGGGGUUAUACGUACACCAACCCCAGGGGAAACAUGCUUCACAAAGUUAUGGAGGACAUGGAUCUCACACUCGUCACCGAUCCAAAGAAUAGCACGAGGCUCGGCACAAAUGUUCAAAGAGACACGAACCCCGACUUAACCCUCACCAGAAAUAUCCCCCAAGCUUGCUGGACCAAUCUGGAGGAGUACCUAGGCAGCGACCACGCGCUGCUAGCCACCACUCUCCAUGGGCUCGAAUACAAAGCCAGGAUAGGCACGGCUCGCCUCACGGAUUGGACCAAGCUGCGGGAGAUAAGAGAAGAAAGAGCUGCGAACGAACAGAGCCAACAGCUUCAGUCAAUUAAGGACUGGAUCACUCAGCUUCAGAAGGAUGUGAAGGCGCACACCAAAAUGCUUGAAACAUCCACCACCACUCCAAGCAUCGACGCUCGCUUGCUCCACAUUUGGGAAGCCCGGCGUAGCCUGCUGAAGCGUUGGAAAAGGCAAAGAUUAAAUCGCAAGCUCAAGAGGCGAAUAGCACUACUCACACAAGAGGCUGCGGAAUACGCUACCACACUAUGCCGAGAGAAUUGGCUAUCCCUCUGCGACAGCUUGAGAGGAAGACUGAGUACUUCCAAGACGUGGAAGUUAUUG
Dermacentor albipictus is the source of this 3110-nucleotide messenger RNA. Its product is annotated as serine/arginine repetitive matrix protein 1-like. The record is from RefSeq and is a predicted model, not a curated record. NCBI's taxonomy places the organism in Eukaryota, Metazoa, Arthropoda, Arachnida, Ixodida, Ixodidae.